Trichomonas vaginalis G3 is the source of this 2061-nucleotide messenger RNA. Its product is annotated as armadillo (ARM) repeat-containing protein family. The record is from RefSeq and is a predicted model, not a curated record. Bases 1 to 2061 code for a protein of 686 amino acids. The transcript has a single exon. Lineage: Eukaryota; Parabasalia; Trichomonadida; Trichomonadidae.
AUGGAAUCUCUUCUAGAUGCGGAUUUAAUUCAGCAUCUGAAGGGAAUGUUUGAGGCCGCACUCAAUCCUAAUGUGCAAGGAGAGAUAUAUUCUAAUUUGCAAAGUAUGAUAGAGUCAGAGCCAAAUAUUUCGUUUGAUAUUCUCGCAAUUUUGAGUGAUGAAACAAUUAGCGAACAAAUCAGAUUUGUUGCUGUUGCCACACUCAGGAACUAUCAUAAAUGCAUCCAUGAAGACAUUCUUCCCGUUUUUUUACAACAUUGCUUCAGUUACUUAGAAUCUGUCAUAGAUAAUCCAGAAUCGGUUUUUGUACUUCAGUUACAAGCAUUAUAUAUAACACUUUUUGAUUCUUAUUCUGAAUUAUUUUAUGACAAUCCAAAUUCAGCGAUUUUAGAUCUUUUAUCAAAAGAUAAUACAGCAUCCAUUGGACUCCAAUGCAUCCGCGAUCAAAUACAGAAAGAUAAUUUUCCAAACGAAGAUUUUCUUCAAUUUUUACUCAAAUUUAUUGAAGAAUCAUAUGCUCCAACAAAUCUAUGCGAACAAUCACUCGAAAUUAUUACUCAAAUUCUACUCAAAAAGCCAGAAACAUACUUAGAAUUUGGUGCUCAACAUAUAAUGCCAGCAAUUGAUCAAUUCGCUGCAAAAUACAAAGUGAAAGCUCUGUCACAAAGCUUUGCAAUCAUAGGAAUCCUAUUUUACCAUACAGGAGAAUCAGAUUUAGGAGAAUUAAUCGCAAAUUUAAUCAGAACACAAAGCCAGAAUGUUUUAAUCAAUCUGAUGGAAACAUUCUAUAACUUUGACAAUCUACCAUUCGAUGAAAACAUUGUUACAGCUCUUUUUUACAGAUUAGCCGAAGAAGACGAUAAUUCCGGCGAAGAAGAAGAAUAUAACUUGUCUUUGAUGUACCAAUACGUUUUACACAACUUAUCCUGCAAAUAUUGUGAUGAAGUCAACGAAAUUAUUAUUCCUUUGUUGACAUCAGAAGCAAAUGAUGCACAAGUGAUCAGAACAUUAUCAAUUAUUGAUAUAGAAACAGAUGACCCAUAUGCAUUCAUUCCUUUGUUCGUUCAACACUUAAAUGAUGAAUUAAGAGGAGAUUCAGUAUUAUGUCUUCUGAAUAUAUGCCAAUACGAUCCAUCCUUGUCGGCUUCUGUCAUCGAUGUCAUCAUGCCUUUGAUGCUGGAUGAUGAUUCUGACGUUAGAGACAAAGUUUACUUUACAAUGAAGGGAAUUCUGCCAUGCGAUAACGCCAAACCAGAUUGGCUUGUCCCAUUAUUCAAUGCUGUAAAGAGUUUGCCCGAAACGGCAACAGUAAUUCAGAUAUUUGCUCAAUACUUGGACUGCAACAUCUCUUUCAGGGAUGCAGAUAUUGCAGAACUAAUUGAGUACUUCGUGGAACCAUUCCUGGAUGAUAAUUGUGACCAUAUUCUUCAGCGGACAAUUGCAAUAAUUUUAUCUCAACUUUUGCAGAAACUUGAAUCGGAGUUUACCCAAGAUCCAGCUCCGAUCAUAGAGCGCGCAACUCAACUCUUAACAGUCGAUUUCAUCAUGUGCAACGAUUUAUAUGAAUCUCUUUGCGGAUUAGUUGACAAUCUGUACACGAAAGUCGGAUCAUCGAUGAAUGAACAGUCAUACUUCCACGAAUUCGUCGAUGCAAUGACCCAUGUUAUGCCUUCUCGCUGGAAUUCUCUUACAAAAGAAGAAUCUUUCUCUUUUAUGGCAAAUCUCGCAAAGAAUGCACCAGAACUAACAAGCCCAAUUAUAUCUAGAUGGCUUGUUGUCACUGCUUUUUGCUUGGAAAGAACGGCAAUAAAUAGUAUUGCGACAAUUUCAAAUUUCUGGAUUCAACAUAUACGGCAAUUUGAUAGCCAGCAUACCAUGGCUCUUACUUCAGGUGUUUGUAACACUUACGCUAAAAGAUUUGCAGAGGUUGAAUCAAUUGAGCCACUUUUUGAGUUAUUAUCACAUUGCGUUACACAUUUACAAGAAUUUGGACCAAUAGAACAGAAUAUCAUUGAUUUCUACAAUGCAUUACAUACUUCUUUGUAUCCACAAAACGAAUAA